AUGCUACUCAGUGGUACAGACAAUCAUAUUGCUGGUCUUGGUCAAAUGGCAGAAUUAAUUAUAAGUCACCUAGAUAUUUGGCAAGGAAAAUCUGGUUACGAAGGUUAUCUCAACGAUCGAGUUGCUGCUCUAUCCGAAAUACUUCAAGAUGCCGGUUAUUUUACCACGAUGAGUGGUAAAUGGCAUUUGGGACUAAUGGCUGAUCAAAUUCCGGGAAAACGAGGUUUCGAGAAUAGUUUCGCCUUGUUACCUGGUGCCGGAAAUCAUUAUGCCGAUGGAGUUUCGAAAUCAUUACUUCCACCAAUCUAUGUACGCAACUUCACAUAUAUUGACUAUAGAACACUCAAAGAUUUUUAUUCAUCGGAUUAUUUUGCUACCGAACUUAUUGAAAGCUUAAAAUCAAAUAUGAUGAAAAACAAAAAGCCAUUUUUUGCUUAUCUUCCUUUCACCGCUCCUCAUUGGCCACUUCAGGCACCUGCUGAUAUUAUCGCCAAAUACAAAGGAGUCUACGAUAAGGGGCCAUCCGUUCUGCGCAAAAACCGACUUAAAACUCAGCGCAAAUUGUGUCUUCUACCAUCCGAUACGAUUCUGCCAGUUGUUGAUACAGAUCAACAAGAAUGGGACAAACUCACGCCUGCUGAACAAGCUUUUAGCGCAAAAACAAUGGAAAUCUAUGCUGCUAUGGUAGAACGCAUGGAUUUUGAUAUCGGACGUGUUGUGAAUUAUCUGAAGGAAAGUAAACAAUUGGAAAAUACAUUCAUUUUGUUUAUGUCAGAUAAUGGAGCAGAAGGUAUUACUUUGGAAGGCAUUCCGAUCUCAUCUUCCUCGCAAACUGGUCUACACUUUAACAACAGCUACGAAAAUAUAGGCAACAAAGACUCAUUCAUCGCAUAUGGACCAUAUUGGGCUCAAGCAGCUACUGCACCGAGUAGAAUAUUCAAAGGUUAUAUUACCGAAGGUGGCAUUGGAUGUCCAGCAAUCGUGUUCUAUCCCAAACUUAAAACAUCUUUAGAUAUCAGUCACGAAUUCACAACCGUUAUGGAUAUCCUACCUACUAUUCUCGAACUUGCAGAUAUUCCUCAUCCGGGUACAACAUUUCGCAAUCGUACUGUCGUUACACCACGAGGAAAAUCUUGGCUCCCAUACUUACUUAACCCUAAUAAACACAUACAUGUUCAUAGUAAGCACGAUUUCACAGGAUGGGAAUUAUUUGGUCAACGUGCUAUACGUCAUGGAAAUUAUAAAGCUAUAUUGAUGCCUAACGAAGCAAAUACCGCAAAAUGGGAACUGUAUGAUUUGUCUCGGGACAAAGGGGAAUUAAUCAAUUUGGCUGAUGAACGACCGGAUCUGUUGAAAGAACUUGUUGAAGCAUGGUUCAAGUAUGAAGCUGAGACAGGCGUUAUCAUUCCGGAAGAUGGUUGGGCUGUUAGAUUGAAUCCAGAUGAUUUCAGACCUGCUAUAGAAAAUGCUACUUCGCCUUCAUAA
Molecule: messenger RNA, 1485 nt
Organism: Rotaria sordida
Lineage: Eukaryota; Metazoa; Rotifera; Eurotatoria; Philodinida; Philodinidae
Source: the annotation of a GenBank genome assembly